AUGGCAGACGUUCGCUAUGAGCUGGAGACGCCCGAGGCGGUGCUCAAGCACUUCGACGUGACGGAGGAGCGCGGCCUGAGCGCCGCGCAGGUGGAGCAGCGCCGCGCCGCGCACGGCUACAACGAGCUAGACAAGGAGGAGGGCACGCCCCUGUGGAAGCUCGUGCUGGAGCAGUUCGACGACGCGCUGGUCAAGAUCCUGCUGGGCGCCGCCGUCGUGUCCUUCGCGCUCGCGCUGUUCGAGGACGGCGGCGAGGAGGGCAUCGGUGCCUUCGUGGAGCCGCUCGUGAUCCUCGUGAUCCUCGUGCUGAACGCCAUCGUGGGCGUGUGGCAGGAGUCGAACGCCGAGGCCGCGCUCGAGGCGCUCAAGGACCUGCAGCCCGAGAACGCGCGCGUCAUGCGCGACGGAGAGAUGCUCACGCUGCCCGCGCGCGAGCUCGUGCCCGGCGACGUGGUGGAGAUCCGCGUGGGCGACAAGGUGCCCGCGGACCUGCGCCUGCUGUCCAUGAAGACGACGGCCAUCCGCGUGGAGCAGGCGCAGAUGACGGGCGAGUCCACGUCCGUCAACAAGGACAUCGACGCGCUGCCGCAGGGCACGGAGAACAUCAUCCAGGCCAAGACCAACAUGCUGUUCGCCGCCACGGUCGUGGUCAACGGCCUGGGCCACGGCGUGGUCACGGAGAUCGGCAUGAAGACGGAGAUCGGCAAGAUCCAGCAGUCGGUGCAGGACGCGUCCAAGGAGGAGGAGGACACGCCGCUCACCAAGAAGCUGGACGAGUUCGGCGAGCUGCUGUCCAAGGUCAUCGCCAUCAUCUGCAUCGUCGUGUGGGUCAUCAACUACAAGAACUUCUUCGACCCCAUCUACGGCUCCGUGGUCAAGGGCUGCAUCUACUACUUCAAGAUCGCCGUGGCGCUGGCCGUGGCUGCUAUCCCCGAGGGUCUGCCGGCUGUGAUCACCACGUGCCUGGCUCUGGGAACGCGCAAGAUGGCCAAGAAAAACGCCAUUGUCCGUAAGCUGCCUUCCGUCGAGACGUUGGGCUGCACGACUGUGAUCUGCUCCGACAAGACGGGCACGCUUACUACCAACGAGAUGUCGUGUGUGACGUUCUCGCACCUCGGCAAGUCCGAGACGGACCUGGUGACGUACGACGUGGAGGGUCACACGUACGCGCCUAUUGGCAAGAUCGAGGGCGCCCCGCUGGGCCAGUUCAAGGCCGUGUCGUCGCUGGCCGCUGUUUGCUCGCUGUGUAACGAGUCUGCCAUUGAGUUCCACGAGGGCAAGUACGUGCGCGUCGGUGAGCCCACGGAGGCCGCCCUGAAGGUUCUUGUGGAGAAGAUUGGCUUCCCGCACGACAGCGCCAAGCAGGCGGAGCUCGACUCGCUGCGCGCUGCCAACCCGGAGAAGGCCGUGCAGUUCUGCAACGAGUACCUGGAGGAGCAGAACAAGAAGCUGGCGGUGCUCGAGUUCUCGCGCGACCGCAAGUCGAUGUCGGUGCUGUGCGCCAAGAGCGGCGGCUCCCAGCGUGCUACCCGCUCGUCGUCUGCGAACCAGAACCUCCUGCUUGUGAAGGGUGCCCCCGAGGGCCUCAUUGACCGCUGCACCCACAUCGAGCUGGGCGACGGCACUAUCAAGCCGCUGACGGAUGCUGGUCGCCAGGGGCUGCUGACGCAGGUGUCGAGCCUGGCCCGCAAGUCGCUGCGCUGCCUUGCUCUGGCGAAGAAGGAGGACCUUGGUGAGCUCGGCUCGUACGACGGUGACCGCCACCACCCCGCGCACAAGCAGCUGGAGCGUACCGAGAACUUUGCUGCGAUCGAGUCGGGCCUGACCUUUAUCGGUCUUGUCAGCAUGCUGGACCCGCCGCGCCCGGAGGUGCGCCCGAUGAUUGAGAUGUGCCACACCGCUGGAAUCCGUGUCAUCUGUAUCACUGGUGACAACAAGCUCACUGCUGAGAGCAUUUGCCACAAGAUCGGCAUUUUCAAGGAUGGUGAUGACCUGUCCACGCGCUCGUUCACUGGCGCCGACUUCUUCAACCUGCCGCUCGAGAAGCAGAACGAGUACCUGUCGGACGGCCACGGCAUGGUGUUCUCCCGCACGGAGCCGAAGCAUAAGCAGCAGCUCGUCAAGAUGCUGAAGCAGCUGGGCGAGGUCGCCGCUAUGACUGGCGAUGGUGUGAACGACGCGCCUGCCCUGAAGCAGGCUGACAUCGGUAUUGCCAUGGGCAUUACUGGUACCGAAGUCGCCAAGGAGGCUUCGGACAUGGUGCUUGCCGACGACAACUUCGCCACGAUUGUGGCUGCCGUCGAGGAGGGCCGUGCCAUCUACAACAACAUGCAGGCGUUCAUCCGCUACCUGAUUUCGUCGAACAUCGGCGAGGUGGCGGCCAUUUUCUUCACGGCUGCGCUUGGCCUUCCGGAGGGCCUGAUCCCCGUGCAGCUGCUGUGGGUGAACCUCGUGACCGACGGCCCUCCGGCCACGGCUCUGGGCUUCAACCCGCCUGACGCUGACAUCAUGAGGAAGCCUCCUCGCCGCAGCGACGACGCUCUCAUCACGGGCUGGGUGUUCUUCCGGUACAUGGUUGUCGGCAUCUACGUCGGUUUCGCUUGCGUUGGUGUCUUCGCGUACUGGUACAUGUACUACGAAGCCUCGGGCGAUGGACACACGCUGAUCACGUACAGCCAGCUGACCAACUGGACCAAGUGCCACGAGUGGGAGAACUUCACCGUGAACAACUUCGACGGCAUGGACUUCUCGUCGGACCCUUGCCGCUACUUCACUGACGGCAAGAAGACGGCGUCGACGCUCUCGCUGUCGGUUCUGGUGGCCAUCGAGAUGUUCAACGCCCUGAACGCGCUGUCGGAGGACGGCAGUCUGGUCACCAUGCCGCCCUGGUCGAACCCGUACCUCAUGAUCGCCAUGGUGAUCUCGUUCGCCAUGCACUUCGUGAUCCUGUACGUGGACGUGCUGGCCGACACGUUCAGCGUGAUCCCGCUGGACUUCAACGAGUGGCUGGUGGUGCUGGCGUUCUCGCUGCCGGUGAUUGUCAUCGACGAGGUCCUCAAGUUCAUCGGCCGCCGCAUGCACGCGCGCGAGCUCAAGGAGCGCAUGGACGAGUGGGAGAAGAAGACCCAGUAG
This is a messenger RNA of Phytophthora sojae, 3132 nucleotides long. RefSeq lists its product as hypothetical. NCBI's taxonomy places the organism in Eukaryota, Oomycota, Peronosporomycetes, Peronosporales, Peronosporaceae. Bases 1 to 3132 code for a protein of 1043 amino acids. Gene Ontology annotation, biological process: calcium ion transmembrane transport; intracellular calcium ion homeostasis. The record is from RefSeq and is a predicted model, not a curated record. Gene Ontology annotation, cellular component: membrane. The transcript has a single exon. Gene Ontology annotation, molecular function: ATP hydrolysis activity; ATP binding; P-type calcium transporter activity.